Messenger RNA from Acipenser ruthenus (sterlet), 2349 nucleotides. Its product is annotated as E3 ubiquitin-protein ligase RNFT1-like. Lineage: Eukaryota; Metazoa; Chordata; Actinopteri; Acipenseriformes; Acipenseridae. Bases 142 to 1407 code for a protein of 421 amino acids. The transcript has 9 exons. The record is from RefSeq and is a predicted model, not a curated record. Gene Ontology annotation, molecular function: ubiquitin protein ligase activity. Gene Ontology annotation, biological process: positive regulation of ERAD pathway. Gene Ontology annotation, cellular component: endoplasmic reticulum.
UUGCGUCAAGUUCCGCAGUUGAGUGAAAGAUGUCUGCUCAGCGGUAGCGUUAGUCGUUCGGCUUUUUUUUUUUUAAGUUUGUUUUCAUUUUAGUUUUGCAUCGAUCGAUGGGUUUUAAAUCGAGAAGAGGAACUGUUUUGAAUGUUUGCCAUGCAACUGCGGCCUCAAUAUAACAGGAGAGAUUCUAGUGAGCCCAGAUCCGGAUUGCAGAAACUAAACAAGCCAACGACUGUAAUGCAGACUGACUCAAACACACUGACUACUCAGGCAGGCAAUGGUUUAGCUCUAACUCUCCAGCCUGAGUCAUUAACCAGUACUCCAGGAGCAGGGGACUCGGGUACCUCCCCAGGCGGAGAAGUGCACAUCACGAUCGGCACGACGCCAGCAGGAGAGCGUGGUGGAAGACCUGCAUCCAGACGGCCACGCUCCCACGCACACAGCCACGCUCGUCCACACUCCCACAGUGAACCUGACAGCAGCGGCGCAGGAGACUUGGAUGCAGGAGAGCCCAGCAGUUCCAUUUCCGAGCUGCGCUACCUUUUAAGAUGGCUUCAGAAAAGUGUUCCAUUUAUUGUGAUUCUUUGUGCUAAACUUGUUAUGCAGCAUGCAUUAGGUAUUGCUAUUGGUGUGGGGCUACUUACAACUUUUCUUUAUGCAAAUAAAACGAUUCAAAACCAGGUUUUCCUGCGGGAGCGACGUUCAGUCAUACAGUGUGCUUGGCUUGUGCUGUUCCUGACAUCAUCCUCACUUGGGCUGUAUUACACUUUCCAGGCCGAGUCACUGUAUUGCAGCUUAAUCUUUGUGAACCCCAGUGUCGAAUCUUUGGGACUGUGGGAUGUCCUAUGGAUUGUGGGAAUCACAAACUUCAUAUUGAAGUUUCUCUUCAUGGGAGUGAAGUGCCUUAUCAUAAUAAUGCCUUCUGCCCUCGUGGCUUAUAGAUCAAGGGGGCGGUGGUAUAUGCUAACUGAGGAGAUCAAUCAGGCUUACCAGUCAGUGGCCCCUUUCCCUGUGUGGUUCCGCUACCUGAUUACCUAUCAAGAGCUGGACAGCUACACUGGAUUGACGCUGGGAAUACUGCUGGCUUUGGUCUACCUCAUACUUAAGCUUCUGGGACUGUAUGGACAGUGGGGUCCUUUUCAGAAAACGAUGAGGAUAUUUCGCAACAAAGAGCAUAAUGGGGUGUUGGCCACUAAGAACCAGUGUGCUGAAGCCGGAGACGACUGUCCAAUCUGCCAAGCUGAAUUCAGAGAACCCUGUCUCCUUGCAUGCCAGCACAUGUUCUGUGAUGAGUGCAUCUCGCUGUGGUUAAAUCAGGAGAAGACGUGUCCACUCUGUAGAACUGUGAUUGCAGACAGUGUUCACAAAUGGAAGGAUGGUGCAACUUCUAUGCAUUUACAAAUUUACUAAAGAAAUGUACUGUAUAUGUUUAAGAGACUGAUACAAAUGCAGGUUUAGUAUCUGAACAUAUCAAAUUAGUAUGGGGCUUGUACUUAUAAGCAAUACAGAAAUAAUAUAUGUAUUUUUAUUAUAACAAUUGCUCCUAAAUGUAAAUAUUUAAUUACAAAAAAGAAAUUUCAAUACAGAUUUGAUACUGGAAACAGAUUUCAGAUAUAGUUCUGUGGCUUAUAUAUACUGUAACCGCAAAUUGAUUUUUUUUGUUUGGUGCAUUUCUUUACUAGCGAGUGAUGAUCCUAGAUUUCUCCAAGUCUUUCAGUGUCAGUUCUUGACUAGUAAUCCAGCUGUCUGGUGGGCAAAAAUGGGUCCAUAAUUGUUUUUGAGUAUCAAGUUCUAUUUUUCACUGUAUUCAGGUUGAAUCAGGCUUUACACACUCAGUGAAUUGGGUCCUAUUUAUCAUACUCUGACAAUAAAACAUAACUUUUAAAUGCCAAACAGCAGCUUGGGAUGUUUUCUUUUUGUUUUUACAUUUUAAAGUGUGUUGCCUAGUUAGGAUGAUUUGUAAAGCUUGUUCUUUUCAACAUUAUUUCUACACACAGUUUGAUUUGUCUAUAUUUUGCAAGGAAUCGCUCACAUAAUUACUUUUGUUUUAAAACAGGCUAUGAUGUAGUUAAGCUAACCACACUCCUUUUUAAAUAAUUAUAUUUAUAAAAUAUUGUUUAGGAAUACCACGUUUAAGUAUUUUGGUGGUCAGUUUACUGAUUGCAGUGGUACACAAUUUAAACCAAAGAAAAUGAGAUCCCCUCCUUUUACUGGUUUUCUUUUUCCCCCAGAAUUUCUUUAAAAGACUGUAUACAUAUUGUAUAUUUAUUAUGUUGUGUUUUGAAUUUGUUUUUUUUCUAACCUUAUGAUCUCGUGUUCAACAUUUAUCAAAUAAAACUAUCCAGUUCUUUG